Biomphalaria glabrata is the source of this 3435-nucleotide messenger RNA. Its product is annotated as homeobox protein engrailed-like. The record is from RefSeq and is a predicted model, not a curated record. Gene Ontology annotation, biological process: regulation of nervous system development; regulation of transcription by RNA polymerase II. The transcript is spliced from 4 exons. Bases 621 to 3272 code for a protein of 883 amino acids. Lineage: Eukaryota; Metazoa; Mollusca; Gastropoda; Planorbidae. Gene Ontology annotation, molecular function: DNA-binding transcription factor activity, RNA polymerase II-specific; RNA polymerase II transcription regulatory region sequence-specific DNA binding. Gene Ontology annotation, cellular component: nucleus.
CGACCCCCUGAACGGCCAGGAAACAGCAGACGAUCAAUGGCGGGAGGAGUAAACGCCAUCAGCCACAUUCCCCUCCUCCCGAUUCAUCCCUCCUCCAUCGCCCCCCUCCCUCCCCAGUUCGCGGAUGACGCCGUAGAGAACUCACAGCUGUCCAUCUCCAGCAAACAUUGAGAUGGGAAGAUAAUUUAGAUGAAAGCAAUCGGAUUCUGUCCCAGGAAUUUUCUAAAAUUGAGUGUGAAAAUAAUGUGUUUAUUCUGGAGCUCCAGGAAGCAAUGACUAGCAACAGAGAAAGCAACAUAAUCCUGACGAGCCUUCUCACUUUUAGAGUUGACCAAUUAACAAACACGGCGUGAGAUUUUUCGGCUAAUGAAGAUCAAAUUGCAAGUGCCUAAAAGAAAACUGUCUCAAGAGUCAAGCGUUUCCUAUUUAAAUCACUAAUAGUACUAAAAUAGAAUAACUUGCAUGUGUAUCCAUUACAAUUUUGGCAACGCUACUAAAUGGAAUAAGAUCAAGGUCAAUUUGAGGCAAAGGUAUUUGUUCUUUAAACGUUAAAAUGCAAAGAACAAUCUGAACCAUGUGUUACUCUGUCCGUUAAUGUAUCUUCUGGACAUCGCCUGGUCAUGUAUUCGGGUCAAUCAACUUGUCACCUACCUACACCAUUUUCUAUAGAUGCCCUGAUGGGCUCUGGGUCAGUGUACACAACAAGACCAGCGCACGUUUACGACAGCUAUCGGGACAGCAUUCUAUUGAAAUACAUUAAUGAGGCCUCGAGGUCGAGUCUCAACCCGGGUGACGGUCUCCCUUCAAUGUCGCCGCCAUCACAGUCUCUUCCACCAUCGAUAUUGCCUCGAUCUCCCGAAUCUGGGGCGCCUAAUACCAUUGCCCACCACCCGAGCCACGAGCUUUCAAGCUCUCGAUUACCUAUGCUGCACCCUCAUCUUCCCAACCCAGGAUUUGAUAUUUUCUCGCGAUAUGGAUUAAACAUGCUGCAUCCAUUGGCCCCUCCACACUGCCAAAGACUCCAAGCGAAUCAGAAUCAACAGAAACAUUCCUCUGCUCCUGGCUACGUCACUGCGACGCAUCGAAGUUUUCCCUACGCCACUGCUGAGUCCCUUCUGGCGUCUCCGUUGGCGUAUCCAGCCUUUAUCAGAACGUUUCCACAGCCUGUUCCUUAUUUAGAGUUUAGCCGUGGCCUGGAAGAGCUGAAUCACAAACAACGCAAAAGAUCAGACAGUCCUGAACCUUGUGGCGACGAGAGGGCGAUCUGGAAGCGACUCAAGUCGAAUGGGGAUUCCAACGUCAACUCAGACAAAUCAAAGACCUCGUCAAACCAAAGCCCGCGUUCCACGCCUUCCUCUCCCGAGUCGUCUGUGUCGAGGUCACCCAGAGGGCAAAUUUUACAGAGCAACGACGUGUCUUCGGCCGCUCCCCACGAGUCGACUCCAAGCGUUGAUGCUUCUGACAAAUCCUUUUCCGAAACGGACGAAUCAUCUCCCCUUACGUCGCCCCCUAGUGAACAUUCCCCGAAGCAGAGCGUGGGAAAUCUAAAGGCGGAAAGAGAAUACAAGUCCCCAGCGUGCAACAGUGACUCCGAGGAGUCUACCGGAAAUGAUCACGAGAUGGAUGAAAGACAAGACAAUGUCGCUAAUGACCGAGGUUCAAGUCACAGAAGUGCGGACGACAAUACUACUACAGACACCGUAACUCAUGGCUCCUGUUACAGUCAGGAAAUGGACCUUGGCGCAACAGACGUGACCAAUCGUCUGCUGAAAUUUGAAGGUCAUGAUGCAUCAGAAGGUCAAACUUCAACUCCGAGUAAUAGAACGGUGCGUCUUGAGCAUGCGUCUGAAGAUCAUGCGAUCUCCAAGGACACCGCCACGUCUUGCAACGUGACACACUCUCGCGGCGUACACCGGAAAUCAUCUGAUCACACCACUAGUGAGCACGCGCGAGAAGGUUACUACGCAUCAGACCCCACUUUAACGAAAAGACUUCAAGAACAAGGGAAUAUUUCCUCCUUUUACCCCGGGUCAACUAAUAAGGAAGCUUCUAUUAAAUCGCAAAUGUCCCACGAACACUAUUCCAGUUACAACGCGGUUCCAAAGAAUGAUAUCCAGAGCUGCAACAGCUGCAUUGAUUUAUCGACGAAAAAAGAUCCAGCCUGUCCUAAUUUUGAAUUCGGCUAUUCUCUUACAAAUGAACCAAGAGUCCAAUUAAAUCAUUUAGCUCCUUCUGAAUCACUCACAAAUGUUGAUGCCAACAAGGAAGUUAAUAUUAAUAAAACAAUGCAUGUUCUUUCUUCCUCGAGUCGGAAUCCUGAGUUGAGUCAACCAUCCAAUGAUUACAGUGACAGAGAAAUGGCUUUAAGUAAGUCACCCAGCAGUCAUACGUCUACACCUUUUCAGUCACAUCCGGCAUUCGCUAAAACAAUUAGUCCUGACCAUGCUUUCCAAGGUGUCCACGGAGUGCCUCUUCCGGUGAGGCAUCCAGUUUUCCAGACGAGCUUUCCAGGACGGAUCUUGUCUGAGCCAGAUUCACCCCGAGGACAUUUUUGGUGGCCGAGCGCUUCUAACAGAGAGCUGCCGACACAUCAAGGCGCACACCGUCUGAGUUAUUUCAGUACAAGUAGUGCCUACAACUCUCAAAAUUUUCACGACCUCACCUUUGGUGGCAACGUUAUUGGUGACAAGAGACUAGCCAAUAACGAGGAUAGGAAUGACACUUUAAAUAACAGCGGUGGCUCCGUAAGUGAAAAGUUGGUCACAAAUCAAAUCCAGCACCAGGGACACAGCUCUCCAACGCAGACCGCUUUAAACCCAUUCAGCUCAACAAAACUAUCGCCUCGGCCUGCGAGCACCCUGACAUCGCCAAAGUCACACCUGAAGACUGCGGCCGUCGCCAACGAUCAGUGCAGCGAAGAUGACGACGCUGAGGAUGACGGCAGUGGAGGAGGCAAGUCCAGGCGAAGGAGGACAGCUUUCACCAGCGACCAGCUCCUGGAGCUAGAAAAGGAGUUCCACAGCAAGAAGUAUUUGUCGUUGACCGAAAGGUCAGCUAUCGCUGCCCAAUUGAGACUUAGCGAAGUACAGGUCAAAAUUUGGUUCCAAAACAGACGAGCAAAGUGGAAGAGAGUUAAGGCAGGAGGCGUCCACUCCAGGAUAGCUGGCCAGGGGUCAGGGCUGGGACAACCUCAGACAGGACAACAGAAGACAAAGAUUGUGGUACCCAUCCCUGUCCACGUGAACCGCAUCGCCAUAAGGGGUCAGCACUAACGAAUGAAGAACUGCCCACGUGAACCUCAUCGCCAUAAGUGGAGCACCACUAACGAAUGAAGAACUGAUGUAAUUGAGACAAACUGAAUCUCCCCCCCCCCCUCCCCAUAACGCCAUUUGUAAAUAGUGUGAUGGAAUGUUAAUAAAAUGUGUAUAAAAUCUA